Messenger RNA from Paramuricea clavata, 725 nucleotides. The record is from the annotation of a GenBank genome assembly. Lineage: Eukaryota; Metazoa; Cnidaria; Anthozoa; Malacalcyonacea; Plexauridae.
AUGUCAAACGUCGGAGAUAAUCUCCACAUGUGUUAUGGCAGCCGCUGCUUGCGUCGUAUGUAUGUAUGCACGAUGGUAGAUGUUGUUCCAAAGAAAGAAACGAAGAAAGGUGAAGGGCAAGAAAGUUGACGAUCAUGUAGCUUGCAUUACCACUUGAAAGUUGAAGACCAGCGAAUUCGAGUUUGCACUAAGAUGUUCCAGAACACGCUCCAAAUCCCCCAUCGCACGAUUCUCUACUGGUUAGAUAAGGGAAAGGACGGAAUGAUAGGAUCAACCAAAUACUCACCAAUGCAAGAAAGAACCAAAGGGAAAAUGCACAUGACAAGGAGAGAGUUUGCUUGGCUAAUAUCUUUGUCGAUCAAUUGGAUAAAGUCCCGUCACAUUACUGUCGAAAGUCGUCAACAAAGAAAUACCUUUGGCCAUAUGACUUCAAAAGUGCACAGGAUGUGUAUACUAACUAUCGCAAGUGGAUUGAAGAAAAUUACAACAACAGUCAACUGCUGUCAGCAACGACCUUCAAAAGUAUUUUAAAGGAAGAGAAUAUUGAAAUUUGGCAACCUAAAAAGGACCAAUGUGACACUUGUAUCAGCUAUAACCAAGGUAAUAUAUCCGAAGAAACUUACAUGGCGCACAUUGAUCUCAAGAACAAAGCACGACAAGAAAAGGAAAACGACAAAGAUGAAGCAUCGAAAUCAAGCAACAAAAUAGUUAUGAUAACAGUAUAG